AUGAGCUCGCCGCAGAAGAAGACCGCCGCCGCAACAGAGGGUAACCUCUCUGUUGCUCAGUACCAUGAGCGCCAGCAGGCAAAGCGCGAUGCGCUCGCUGCAAAGGCCGCGUCGGGGACAACCCAGUCGGAGAUUGUCCUCGAAGGUUCCUCUGUAGUCAACGACGUGGAGAUGGAAGAUCUUCUAGCAAGCGCAGGGAGCCUAUCGACAUCGAUAGUCUCGACCCGCAUGCUGGGUCGAGACGCCCUCGUGAAGGAGACGACUCGGACGCUUCGAGCUCGAAGCAUUCGCGCGGCAGCGCGCGAUCCGUGGAUGCCGUCUGCGUCAGAGAUCGCAGACCGUGUGGGCAACACUGUACCUCCAAACGAAAUCCCGCUGUACGUAUGCAGCGGGAUCCACGAUGAUGCUCUCCGAUACUUCUCCAGCAAGAAGACCUCUUCUCGCAGCAAAGUGCCUGAGUGGCAGGCACUUUGUCAAAGUUGGAAUGCUUUUGUUAAGAACUUCAACAAGAUGCCGGCUGCUUACCGUGAGCGGGUUAAGCACGCCCGUGAACGCUUCGAGACAUUCUCGACGCGCGGGAGGUUGGAGCAGCUCCACAGAUCUUCUGUGGACGCUGGUAUUCCAUGCGCUGUGCCUGAAGGCCAACAGUGCACGUUGUGUCUUCCGGGUGCGGCGCGCUUGAGCGACCGCGACCUAAACGGGUACACGACGAUUCGUGUACCUGCGAGUCUCAAGGAUCUCCGUGCCAAGUUCUUGGCACGUGAGGAACGCGACGAUCGUGGGACCUCGGGCGCUGUAGGUGACCACAGCGCUCGCACUACCUUCGCGUCGGCAGUGCGUGGUGAGCUUCGUACACCUUCACCAUUUCCGGAACGUCCUGCAGCAGGACGUCCCGUGGCUCCCAUGUAUCUUGGUGGGGCGGAAACCCUCUCCAACAAAUACGAUAACGAACCGGCUGCCGGUUCGUUUUCGGGAUACUAUGGUUCACAAUACGCUCAACAAUCCAGCGUGUUGAGCCGCGGGCGUCGCGGAUCGGAGGCGGCGGUGGAGCGGGUCGCUGCUGUGGAGCAGCUUCAGAGCCGUGAAUUCGCCGCUCUGAAGCAGGAGAUGGCGACCCUGAGAGCUCAAGUUGCUCAGGCCUCGCAGACCGCGUCGGACAUCUCUGUCGACGUGGGAGGUCGCGUCGUGCGCUUGGCACAGCGCGUUCACGCGUUGGAGCAGAGGUUCGCUCCCGCUGGGGCUUCCGCUUCGGGCCAGCCGAGCUAG
This is a messenger RNA of Phytophthora sojae, 1266 nucleotides long. RefSeq lists its product as hypothetical. NCBI's taxonomy places the organism in Eukaryota, Oomycota, Peronosporomycetes, Peronosporales, Peronosporaceae. The transcript is spliced from 4 exons. The record is from RefSeq and is a predicted model, not a curated record. The coding region runs from base 1 to 1266 and encodes 421 amino acids.